Plenodomus lingam JN3 is the source of this 126-nucleotide messenger RNA. The record is from RefSeq and is a predicted model, not a curated record. Lineage: Eukaryota; Fungi; Ascomycota; Dothideomycetes; Pleosporales; Leptosphaeriaceae.
AUGCCGAAUCCUGUGGGUUUCACGAUGCGCCAUGCAGAUAAAGGUACGGUACGCACAGUGGCGUCUGGCAUCAUCGUAUUUAUAGAGACAGACACAGUGGCGACUGUGUAUCUGUACAACCCAUGA